Didymodactylos carnosus is the source of this 360-nucleotide messenger RNA. NCBI's taxonomy places the organism in Eukaryota, Metazoa, Rotifera, Eurotatoria, Philodinida, Philodinidae. The record is from the annotation of a GenBank genome assembly.
AUGUAUAUGCAAACAAAAAUGGCAGCAAAAGUAACAGGUAGUGUUGUAGGAAAAGGUGGUUGCGAAGAUAAUGCAUUUAAUGGUAAUGAAAUAUUAAUAGUGGAAGUGCAAGAUACAAGCCGUGCUGAUGCACCGUCUAUCUCCCUUGGUCAACAAAAAAUAACAUUGAAAAAAGGAGAAAAAUUUCCGAUUAAUUUUGAUAUUGAAUAUCAAGAAGAGGAAGCAAGUAAAGUACCUGAUUAUGGUUUAACAUUAAGUGCAAGAAUCGAAGAUAAUAAUGGUCAAUUAUUAUAUAUUAACGAUACAAGUACAAGUAUUAAAGACAAAAAGAUUGAAGUAGCAGCUUACAUUAAAUUUUAA